AUGCCAAUCUGUGAUGGCUGCAGUUCCACUUUCACGGAGAGUGGUUACUCUCGUCAUCUCGCACACACUAGAAAUCCAGCCUGUGUCAGUAUCUAUGAUGAUAUGUACAACUACAUGCCUAGUCACUCACAAGAGAUAUUUGAGGACUUCGACAGUGAUCACCUCCCUGGCAACUCUAGUCUUCAAUUGCCAGAAGACAAGGACCCAGAAGAUCAAUUGAAAUGGAAUGUGGAUGAGGACGAGGACGACUUGGAGGAAGUUGAUAAUGACGGUUGGGUGGCUGAGCAGGAAGCUGAUUGGGAACCUCCUAUUCAAGGUGCCGAAGAACCGGCUGGCAUCAAUGACGAGAAUAUUCCCAUGGACAAAGAAGACACAGUGGUUGACCUGGAUCAACACAUGCAUACACGUCAUUAUGAGGCAGAGCUCCCCUUGCACCAGGGUCCAUACAUUACCAAGUUUCCAAUCCAGAGUGCCAGAGCAAUUAUUGACGAUGAGUUCAUGCAAGCCAAACAUGGGUAUCAGUCUUACUGUGAUAAACUUCAUGGGAACAAUUGGGCACCCUUCACCUCACACAUCAAUUAUGAGGUUGCUCGAUGGGCGAAGCUGCGUGGCCAAGGCUCCACAGCGUUUUCAGAUCUGCUUGACAUCGAGGGUGUCUAUGAAAAGCUUGACCUUUCUUACCGGAAUUCCCGCGAACUCAACAAGAUCAUUGACACCAAAAUUCCAGCUCAUUGUCCUCGUUUUCAGCGACAGGAAAUCUUGAUGGCAGGAGAGGCAUUUGAUGUCUAUUUUUGGGACAUCAUUGAGUGUGUGAAGGCAUUGUUUGGAGACCCUGAACUCACUCCUUACCUCGUGUUUGCACCCGAACGACACUAUUCAGAUGAGGACAAGACUCAGUGCCUCUACCAUGAGAUGCAUACAGGGCAGUGGUGGUGGCACACUCAGAAACAACUGGAGAAAGAAAAACCAGGCGCAACAAUCAUUCCUGUUCUGCUCUCGUCUGACAAAACCCAGGCCACGUACCCGAUUUACAUGACUAUUGAAAACCUACCCAAGGAAAUUUGGCAACAACCGUCUCACAAUGCGCAGAUACUUGUCGGUUAUCUUCCAACAACCAAGCUCGAACACAUCACCAACAAAGCUGCAAGUGGUGAUGGGACUGUUCGUCGUGGUCAUCCUCUCGUUGCAUGUUAUAUUGGAGAUUACCCAGAGCAACUCUUGGUGACUGGAAUGAAGACUGGAGAGUAUUCGAAAUGUGACAUACCUUCAACUGAGCUCGGUAGCAAAGACCUUCCAUUUGAGCUGCGGAAUUUGGAUGAAAUCUUGGAUGCACUGGCAUUAGCUGAUGAAGAUCCGACUCAGUUUGUGAAGGCUUGUCGUGAUGCCGUACGGGGCAUCCUUGACUUUUUGUAUCUUGCACAGUACCCAUGUCACUCUGAUUUAAUGUUGAUGCUACUCAGCAAGGCACUCAAUUGA
Messenger RNA from Suillus paluster, 1476 nucleotides. RefSeq lists its product as uncharacterized. The transcript has 7 exons. The record is from RefSeq and is a predicted model, not a curated record. Bases 1 to 1476 code for a protein of 491 amino acids. Lineage: Eukaryota; Fungi; Basidiomycota; Agaricomycetes; Boletales; Suillaceae.